Perca flavescens (yellow perch) is the source of this 3214-nucleotide messenger RNA. Its product is annotated as nuclear GTPase SLIP-GC-like. Bases 60 to 2351 code for a protein of 763 amino acids. Gene Ontology annotation, molecular function: GTPase activity. The record is from RefSeq and is a predicted model, not a curated record. The transcript has 22 exons. Lineage: Eukaryota; Metazoa; Chordata; Actinopteri; Perciformes; Percidae.
UCAAGCACCAGAGGAGUCCUGUGUUAAAGAGCAACAGACAAGACUUGCAGUUCUUGGCCAUGGAUGACUUCGUCUGUAACAAAUUAACUGAAUGGCAUCUCAGCAAUCUCAUUGAGAUAUUUAUAGAUCAAGAAAUUGACGAGGAAAGUUUUCAUGAUCUUGAUGAUAAAGAAAUUGAUACACUCAUCACAAAGGCGGGACCAAGGAUGAAAUUCAAGAGACAAUUCAAGUGGUUUAAGAAAGAACAAAACACAACAGAUCGGGAAACAGUUGAUUCUUCUGCCCAAGAGCAUGAAGAAGCUGUUUCUGCUCAGGUGUGUCCAUCCACCAGUGGCACCAGUAAUAAAGAAAUACUGACUAAAGUGAAAAGCAUCAUGAGCUUUGUUAAGAAAAGACUACCAGCCCAAGACAACAAACUCAACAACUUCCUAAAGAAUAAAAUCGAUGAUUUGGAGACAGACAAGAGGGAGUUGGUCGGUGUCUUUGGUAAAACUGGGUCUGGAAAGAGCUCUUUGAUAAAUGCCGUCAUUGGAAUGAAGAAUCUCUUGCCCACUGGAGAAGUCAGUGCAUGUACAUCAGUCAUGAUCGAGGUCAAGGCUAACACGCAGAACAAAAGCUAUCAGGCGGACAUUGAGUUCAUUACAAAAGAGGAGUGGGAGGAGGAGUUGUUUCACUUUCUUGGGGAUAAAGCAGGUCAGGAAGAUGACGAUUAUCCUGACUUUGAGAAAAAGCUGUCAGUGCUGUAUGGAAGAAAAGAAAAGGAAAACAAAACCUCUGAAAUGCUCAUGGAGAAAAAAUAUUUCAAAGAAAUUCCAGAAUUUCUCGAAAACAAGAAGAAACUUUUGGCAUGUGAAUCAGCUGAAAAACUAUCUGCAAAACUUGUCAGAUACACAAGAUGUGACUCAGAAGACGAAAAGAGUUUGUUCUGGCCACUUGUGAAGUGUGUGACUGUGAGGGUGCCCAAUAAUGAUCUACUCCAGCAUGUCACACUUGUGGAUCUUCCUGGAAAUGGAGACCGUAACAAGAGCAGGGACAACAUGUGGAAAGAGAUAGUUGGAAGUUGUUCUACUGUGUGGAUUGUGACUGACAUUGGACGACCAGCAGCAGAGACAGAAGCCUGGAAGAUCCUGAACAAUGCCAGCAGCCUCAUGGGAAAUGGAGGCGAGUGUCAGCACAUUCACUUUAUCUGCUCCAGGUCAGAUGGGAAUCUGAAUAACCGUGAAGCCAUACUUAAAAGAAACAUGAAAGCCAAGAAAGUAGUGAGCGAACAAUUCAGCGAAGAAAAGACGAUCAAGAAACAAUUCAGUGAUGAAUGUUUGGAAAUUUUCACAGUGUCCUCCAACGAGUUUCUAGAGAAAAAACAUCUAAACCCAGAUGAAACUGAAAUACCCAAACUUAAGGAAUUUCUGCAAAAACUCAAUGACUGUCACUCAGAGACAGUAAACUAUGUUUCUGGAGCUCGUGGGAUUCUCUCUCUGAUUCAAGGUGCCAGCCGUAGAGACGGGGCUGGCAAAAACAUAGAUGUGUGCACAGACCUUGACAAAAAGAUGAAGGACGAACUUGAUAAAGUCAAAAAACCCAUGGAGGAGGCCUGCGAGGCUUUUGAAAAAUGCCUCAGUGAGGGGGUUGAAAGAUCAAAAAGUUCAUGUGAAAGUGACUUGAUGUCGGUCAUACGUCCUAGCGAUGUAGAAGGUGGAGCUUUUCACCAGACAUUGAAGUGUGUAGUUAAAAAAAGCGGCACCCACAAACCAAAAAAGGGGGAGCAAAUAAAUCUCAAUGGGAAGUUAGCUUCAUGCCUGACUGACAGCAUUGACGAAGAAUUCAAGAAGACCUUCCCAAAUGAAAGAAAGUGUGGACCAUUCAACAAUGUCAUCAAUAAGUUUUCACUUGACACAAAGAGUCUGAUUGAAAAGUACAAAGAUGUUGAAUUGCAGCUGAUAUUUCUCAAGACAGAGGAGGACAAAAUUAAGACAGAACUCAACAAAAUGAUCCGGGAGAGUAAGAAAAUGAUCUACAACGGUUUGACUGUGACAAUUGGGAAAAACAUGCAAGAAGGCUAUAGCAAAGCAGCAACAUUUACAGGAAAGGACUCGCUGGAAAAUAUGAGAGACACUCUUAAGAAGCGCGUACAUGAUACAAAGAACAUCAUGUUUGAGGAGGCUAAAGAUGAAUUGUUGAAACAGCUGAGAGAAUUGAUGGAAGAGAUCCUGGAGAAGCUGGAGAUAACAAUGCAGGAAUCAAUCAAGCUGUCACUCAAGACAGAUGGUGACUCAAUCCCAGAUGUUACACAGCAGCUUAAGGAGAUGAACGACUACUACAAUGAACUGAAGGCCCAGCAGCAGAGUCCAUGACGUGCACAGGUUUGCUCCGUGGAGAGAAACAGUCGAGACCAGAUUCCCCACUGAAGGUCCUGCAGACCCACUGAUUACUGACGUCAGGCCUCUGGAUUUAGUCUCAACCAUUUUUGUCAUCCCUGUCCUCCUUAAUUGUUGUUUUGAUAUGUACUUUGAGUUUGCUUAUGGUGAAUUACAUGGUGAGAGAUUUUAGAUUUUCUCUUUUUGAUUAUAGAUCAGAGGCGGACAGAAAAUGUUGAGAGAGAGAGAGAGAGAGAGAGAGAGAGAGAGAGAGAGAGAGAGAGAGAGAGAGAGAUAACAUGCAACAAAUGAUUUUAAACCAUUGACGUGGUUUUAAUGGUACACAUCUUAGCCACUAGGCCAAUAUGGUGUAUUUUUUUUUUUAAUGAUUUUAGUUUUUCUUCUCUUUGAAUAUAUUUUCAUGUUUUUCAUUUGAUUUUUUUGUUCUCUUUGAAUACAGUAUAUUUUAAUGUUUUUUUUCCCAUAAUUCUAUUUUAUUAGUAUUGGUCAAUUGGGAUGAGCAUGGUGAAAUUUUUAUGAUUUUAUGGGUGUGUAAUUUAAAUCGUAACCUUGAUUUCAGUACAUACUGUACGUUGGAUUUGAAAUAGGCUUCUUAAAGAAUGAUGAUGAUCUUUUUUCCUUAAUGUUCAAAGACUAUAGUAUUGCUUACUACAAAAUAAUGUUUUUUAUGUCUUCAUAUAUGAGAAAUAGAGAGAACUAGAUGAUAGUAAUAAACUUGCUGGCUUCUCGCGAUUUACUGUACUUUUUUUAAUCUACACUAUUUUUAUAUGCUUAAACAACUUUAUAUGGUAUACUGCCCAAUAAACCUCAAUAAAGUUCACUUAUGAGUCAAAGUGUCA